UAAAUACACGCAAAAACACCUCAAUUUUCAUAGCAGCAGCUCAUCGUCAUCCGAACCCUAAUUCGCAUACUAUCUUCUGUGCGAUUCCCCUUUAAUAAUUAUCAAAUUAUUACAAAUCCUUACCCGUUUCUGUAAUCCAUCCAUUUCAGAAGUCAAUUCUAGUCGAUUUGGAAAAAGAACAGAUUACUGAUCUUCUUUAGUCUAAGAUUAUUGUUGUUAGUGUUUAUCGAAUCCAAAUUAUUGUUUUUCCAGUUCAAUUUUGUUGAGUUCUGUUGCUUGGUGUUUUGAGGAUCGUUUAUCUCGUCAAAUCCCCAAACGGAACGUUAUCGUUCUGUGUUAAUCUUAUCCGCAAUUUGGUACUAGUGUUGUUUUGUUAGAUUUCGAUUUCGAUUUCGAUUUUGCCGAUAUUUAAAAAGUUUUUGUGAUUAGAACUAAGUAAAUCGUCAAAACUUUACUUUCAGGUUCACUUUUGUGUGUGUAUAAGUAUAUAUACAUAUACGUAUAUAAGUGUAUCUGUUUUCAAACUAAAACCCUAAGUUUUCGAAAACUUGACAUUUCGAUCUGUUGAUUUUGCUGAAAAAUGGCUGGAGGUGGAAAUAGGAAGGACGAUUCAAUAGCGAUUAGCAGCACAAAUGUUUUUGCUGCCCUUGGAAGCUUGAAGAAGAAGAAGAAGUCUGAUAAAGAGCAUGGUUCUUCCAGAAAGGGUGGUAGCUCAAAGGGGCAGGAUAAGGAUGGGGAGAAGGAGCAGGUUUUUUGGGCUCCAGCACCAUUAACGGUGAAGUCAUGGGCAGAUGUGGAUGAUGAGGAUGACGAUGAUUACUAUGCAACCACAGCUCCACCACCAUCUGUUUGGGGUGCUGGUGCUGGGGAUCAGGAAGAUAAGGCGAAAGGAAAUGAGACUCCGGUUGAGGAAAGUGAAAGUGAAGAUGAUGAAAUUGAUGAUGACAAUGAUGAAGAAAACGAUCAUGAACAAGAAGCAGAAGCAGAAAAGGAGGUGGUGUAUGAAAAGCCUGCAGAAGUUUUGCCUCCAAAAGACACUGAUAGGCAGCUUUCAAAGAAAGAGCUCAAGAAAAAGGAACUUGCUGAACUUGAUGCAGUUCUUGCUGAAUUAGGAUUGAAUGACAACAAUACCCAAGAAGACACUACUAGUGAAAAGGUGGAGAAUCAAAACGGAGAACAGGAGAAGAAGGACAAGAACGUGCCAGCUGGCGGAGAGAGCAAAACAUCAAAAAAGAAAAAGAAGAAAGAUAAAAAGGAAACCAAAGAACAAGAACAACAACAACAAGUAGUCUCCAAUGAAGAAGGUGAAUCAGAAAAGGUUGAAGAGUUGUCUGGAGUGGAUAUGAAAGAGAAGAUUAAAAAAAUGGCGUCCAUGAAGAAGAAGAAAUCCAGCAAGGAAAUGGAUGCUGCCGCCAGAGCUGCCGCCAGUGAGGCGGCUGCAAGGACCGCCAGGUUGGCGGCUGCUAAGAAGAAGGAGAAGAAUCACUACAACCAGCAGCCUGUGAGGUUUUUUUGGGGUUUUACAUUAUUCACCCAGAAAGUAGAGAGAACACCCAUGGAUGAUGAUGAUGAUGAUGAUGAUGAUGAUACUUAA
Messenger RNA from Lactuca virosa, 1594 nucleotides. NCBI's taxonomy places the organism in Eukaryota, Viridiplantae, Streptophyta, Magnoliopsida, Asterales, Asteraceae. The record is from the annotation of a GenBank genome assembly.